UUGUUGCGACGACAGGUGUCCCAAGGUAUCGCCGAGAACAUUACGUUCAGUCACGUUGCGUCGACGAUACCCGAAACCGUCGCAGAUUUCGCGGAUCUACCUCUCGCGUCGACGAUUUAUUCCGUUCCCGUUCGACCACGAUCCACCAACGUUCCCAAAAAACCAAACUGUCUCCCCGUUAGAACCGAUAACCCCGAAUCUAACUCGAUUUUUUGCACGACAGCGCCGUUACGCGAAUUUCCGCAGCCGGGCGCACGUGUUUUGUGCGUCGAAAAUACAAGCGGAUCGUUAUCUCCAGUAAUCCGUGAUAUUUCGAGGCGGCUGUUCCCUCGAAAUUGAUUGAUCUGAUAAACGGUGGCAAGUUUCUUUAUUGUUCGAGGAAACAGCCAUUCUACACACGUCCGCGAAUCGGUUCGAAGAUGUCGCAAAGAGUGCAGCCUCGAGGGAGAGGAACGAAGCCCCGCGGCGGUGCGGCAAUCGGAAGUCAGUGGCUGUGCUCCAGCUAACGCUUGAUUGUCAUUUGGAAUGGAAACUGUUGGAGCAGAUACAUAUCGAGUGCGCAUUUUUAAAAUAAACCGUUAACGGGCUCGUUCUCUCCGCGAGUUUCGGUAUUUACAAACAAGACCGAGGAUCCUUUCUCAAAUGUACGUCGCGAGUCCGGCCCACUGUUGGGCGAAUUUCGUCUGACGUAGCAGGCUGAACAUUUCGUUCCCGUAGAGGGAAUCGUCAUCAUGGAAACGCCGAACGAGGACGCGAGCGAUCUGCACGAUUUUUGGAAGGACUGGGACCUGAGGAACCUGACGGAGGCCGAGUAUUUGGAAAAGGUACUCGGGCCGAAGUACCUGCCUAUGAGGUUCGUGGUGCCGCUGACGAUAGCUUACCUGGUGAUAUUCGUCACCGGGAUUUUCGGGAACAUUGCCACGUGCACCGUGAUCAUCAGGAAUCCUUCGAUGCAGACAGCCACGAAUUACUACUUGUUCAGUCUGGCUAUAUCCGAUCUUAUUCUACUUACGCUGGGAUUACCUAACGAGCUAAGUUGCCUUUGGCAACAGUACCCGUGGGCGCUGGGGGUCGGCCUCUGCAAGAUCAGGGCAUACGUGUCGGAAAUGUCGUCGUACGUGUCCGUCCUUACGAUAGUGGCCUUCUCCAUGGAAAGAUACCUGGCCAUUUGUCAUCCGCUUCGCGUGUACACGAUAAGCGGUCUCAAAAGACCGAUACGUUUCAUCCUGGCUGCGUGGUCAAUUGCACUGGUCUGCGCGAUACCGUUCGCGAUUUACACGAAAGUCAAUUUGGUCGAGUAUCCGCCAGAGUCGGGCAACUAUUCGGCGGAUUCCGCGAUAUGCGCCAUGCUGUUGCCUUACAUGCCCAAAUUCCCCCUUUACGAGCUGAGCAGCAUCAUAUUCUUCCUGAUCCCGAUGCUGGUGAUCUUGGUGGUUUACACAAGAAUGGGCUUGAAGAUCAGGAACAGCACGAAGGAAGCUCUGAGCUCAGUGGUGCACAGCACGAUUCAUGGGGAAUCCAGACAGAUUCAAUCCCGGAGAUCAGUCAUCAGGAUGCUGAGUGCUGUGGUGAUAAUGUUCUUCAUCUGCUGGGCCCCGUUCCACGCUCAGCGGCUGCUGUACGUCUACGGCCAGGACUCCGACUAUUACCCGGACCUGAACGAGCUGCUGUACAUCCUGAGCGGAUGCCUGUACUACUUCAGCACCACCGUGAAUCCGAUCUUGUAUAAUUUAAUGAGCAUGAAGUAUCGGUACGCGUUCAAGCAGACGAUCUGCUGCGGGUCCAAGAAGUCGUCGGCCAGGAGCUGGCCGGCCAAGGAGUCCCAGAUGUGCGAGGGGAGUCCCGGCGGGAAGGCUCGCAACUCGAACUUCAAGAACUCAGUGAGGUACACGAUCAGCCAGGCGAAGGAGAUGUUCCGGUUCACCGCCAGCCGUGAGAGCGUGAGCCGAGACGGGAACGCGAACGAUAAUGCGCCCCGUAAAUCUUACGCGCCGAAGAGGGAAGACUCGACGUCUAGGCCGCUUCUUGAUCGAAUGCACUCCGUAGUUCGGGAACACGAGAGGAACAAGAACGAUUCGUCGAAAAGUACCGGCGAGGAGUCCAUGUCUAUCGCGAGCAGUAACUUGUGACACCAUACGAGACUAUAAAUUCUGUGUUUCACCGUUAGUCUCCGCGUCGAGACGCUCUUGUAAAUACUAGUUGUAAGUCGAUCACUCAAAAUCGUUUAUUUAUUCUUCGGUAACGUUCCACGGUCGUCGUCGGCCGACUUUCCUCCGAUUUUAUCGAACUGUACGAUUCAAAUGUUUAAUAAAACCGAUGAAACUCGCA
Molecule: messenger RNA, 2328 nt
Organism: Nomia melanderi (Alkali bee)
Lineage: Eukaryota; Metazoa; Arthropoda; Insecta; Hymenoptera; Halictidae
Product: neuropeptides capa receptor
Biological process (GO): neuropeptide signaling pathway
Cellular component (GO): plasma membrane
Molecular function (GO): neuromedin U receptor activity
Source: RefSeq, a predicted model, not a curated record